Echinostoma caproni is the source of this 558-nucleotide messenger RNA. Lineage: Eukaryota; Metazoa; Platyhelminthes; Trematoda; Plagiorchiida; Echinostomatidae. The record is from the annotation of a GenBank genome assembly.
AUGGAGUCUGUCUCGGUCUUACACAGUAAGUCACCUUCGUCCCGAGCUACCUCGACUGAGUUGAAACUGGAACAGGAGCUCAAACUGGCUCAACUAUGCAUUAAGAAGUUGGAAUUGGAGGCAGAAACCUCCAAAUGUAUCAGUGAAGCUGAACGGAACCUCACGAAACAGAUCAGUAUGCUGGAGGAGGAGGAGCUGUCAGUCGUUUCAGGCCACAACUCACGACCACGUUCUCCACAGCAUGGUGAGAAGCUGAAACGGAUCACGGUUGCCCGAUACACAUCUGACCCUGCUUGCCUCUUGGACCACCUAAUCUCGGCUUGCGAAGGCGAAGCAGCCGAGGCAAUCCAAAGGUGUACGGACCUGGAGCCUCAGGAAAGUUACGAAGAAGCACUGCAUAUUCUAGAACGGCGUUUCGGUGGACCUCAUAUGAUCGCGAGGUAUCUGAUGAAGCAGCUGCGCCGUAGCUGGACUCAUCUACACAAGCCGACAGACUCAUCACGACUGAAAAAUCGGAAACCAGAAAGCCAAACAACAAUGUCCGACAAGCUUCAAUAA